UACAGCAAACAUACGUACAAGCUUAUGAAAAUGUUGUCAGUUGUGUGAUUUAUUUGAACUGUGAAGACGCUCGUGUAGACAAUUUUUUUGCUCAGUGAUAUGCGAAUGUAAAAAUCUGUGCCAUUAAAAUGCAGCGAAGAAACCAGAUUCUAUCACGGCAAAGAAUUGAAGAAAUUUUCAAUGAUGAUGACGAGUCACUUGAUGAAGCGUCUGAUGAAGAUCAAGAUUUUCGAUGUGAUGAAUCUGAAAUAAAUGAGUCUGAUAUAUCUACAGAUUCUUUUGAUAGCGUUGAAAGUCUUAGCAGAGAAACACAAGGAAAUAAGGAAUGUUUUCCUGCAAAAGAUGGUACGAUUGUUUGGUAUAAAGAUCCUCAACAAAUGCAAUGCAGCAGAAUGCGACAAGAAUGCAUUCUUUCAAAUAAACCAGGCCCUUCACAACACGCACGUUCCUUGGUUGCUAGCAUAAAAGGUGCUUUCGAUUUAUUCAUUUCACUAGAACUGAAACAAAUUAUUGUUGAAAUGACCAACCUCAAGGGCGUGCAGUUAUAUGAAAGUAAGUGGGAGAUCAUUGAUAUAAUGGAACUGGAAGCAUACUUUGGGCUGCAGAUCAUGGCUGGUGUUUCCAAGUCUAACGGGGAAAGCUUGAGAUGCUUAUGGGAUGAAACAAAUGGAAGACCCAUAUUCCGCGCUGUUAUGCAUAUUGAAAGAUUUAUGCAAAUUUCACGAUGCCUCCGUUUUGAUAGCCAUGAAGAUAGGGAAACCAGACGGUUACGUGAUAAGCUAGCUCCAAUAAGAAAUAUUUGGGACAAAUGGAGCAAAAAUCUUAAACUGAUGUAUAAUCCAAAUGAAAAUGUGACCGUCGAUGAGCAGCUGGUACCUUUUCGUGGAAGAUGCUGUUUUAGACAGUACAUACCUUCCAAACCUGCCAAAUAUGGCAUAAAAAUAUGGGCUCUUUGCGAUUCCAAGUCCAACUACGCAUGGAAUAUGGAUGUCUAUCUAGGAAGGGCCAGAAAUACUCAGCCAGAAAAGAAUCAAGGUAAAAGCUAUCAACAUGAGAAAAAUAGCAGUGAAACAAAUAAUACAAAAAUAUUUUCUUUAGGUGAAAAUGUAGUUAUAAAUCUCACACGCAAUUUGGGGAGAGGUUAUACCGUCACGUGUGACAACUUUUUUACAACCUACAAUUUGGCUGUCGAAUUGCUACGACGUAAAAUAACGGUAGUAGGAACAGUUAGAAAGAACAAGAAGUUUCUUCCCCUCCAAGCUAUUGACGUCAGGAAAAAACCAGAGUAUUAUUCGGAAUUCUUUUUCACACAAAAUGUGACUGUUGUGACCUAUAUGCCAAAAAAAUACAAAUUCGUUGUUGCAAUGAGUACUCUUCAUCAUUCGGCAGAGACUAGGGCUGAUCAGAAAAAGAAACCAGAAAUAAUACAUCACUAUAAUGCGACUAAAGCAGGUGUUGAUGCGCUGGACCAAUUAGUAGCAACGUACACAUGUAAACGCCAAACGAAACGAUGGCCAGUUGCACUCUUUUCCAAUAUGGUCGAUGUUUCGGGAUAUAACGCAUAUGUUAUAUGGACCGAACUUAAUCCCGAAUGGAACAGAAAUAAAAACUUUAAGCGGCGAUUAUUUUUAGUAGACUUGGCCACAUCUUUGGUAACUCCGCACAUUGCACGCCGAAAGCGAAUGCCCUAUGGUCCUUCUGCAAAAAGAGUUGUGGAAAACAUCCAGGAAGCAGUCGCAGCAGACACUCCCAGUUUAUCCACGGUCGUGCAGCCUCAAGAUUCUCCAUUAUGCUUCUUGGGUAAGAGGCAAAGGUGUUUUUAUUGUCCACAUACUAAAAACUCCAACAAGCAUUCAGUUCGUUGCGAUAAAUGCUUGAAAUUUAUAUGCAAACAACAUAGUGUAAAGGCAGUUAUAUGUAUAAAUUGUCAGAAUUUAUGUAUUUUUUACUGAGUCCUAUUGAAAACA
This is a messenger RNA of Bactrocera dorsalis (oriental fruit fly), 1967 nucleotides long. RefSeq names its product piggyBac transposable element-derived protein 4-like. The transcript is spliced from 2 exons. The record is from RefSeq and is a predicted model, not a curated record. The coding region runs from base 129 to 1952 and encodes 607 amino acids. NCBI's taxonomy places the organism in Eukaryota, Metazoa, Arthropoda, Insecta, Diptera, Tephritidae.